Messenger RNA from Coregonus sp. 'balchen', 23381 nucleotides. Lineage: Eukaryota; Metazoa; Chordata; Actinopteri; Salmoniformes; Salmonidae. The record is from the annotation of a GenBank genome assembly.
AUGCAGGCCGCCCAGGAGAAGGGGAGGAGGUAGGAUGGGGGAGGGGAGAGUUUCAGGGUGGGACAGGAUUAAAGGAAGGGAGGAGAAGGAAUUUAAUUCUCCCAACUCCCGGCUAUUCAUCCAUUGUUCAGAAGGGGAUCAAUUUACCUCGCAAAAAUUCCCAAUCUCUUUUAAAAACUAAUACCCAAUUCCAAUCACAACUGCAAUAAUGCAUAUCUUGUAAAAGGGGCCACAGUGCGACCUUAGGCUUGUCUAUAUUGAAUGCCUGCUGCCUGUUGGCCCACUUUGCCUUGAAAUACUGCAGCACAGGACAACCACCACAGCCCUCUGGAUUGAUAGAAACAUGGCAGCACCCCCAAUCCCUACGCCAGUGGGAGCUGCAUUCUCCUCCCCACAGUAGGUGUUUGUCUGGAUCAGAGGAACCACACCAGAACAUAGUGAGAGAGAGAGAUGGGACUGGGGCGGUUGUCCUGUCCUACAGUGGGUUUGUGGUGUAAUGAGGCGGUGGUUCUGUGCCAGUCAGUGUUGGAGGUAGUGGGAGAACGGAGCCAGACCCAUGAACUCUGGGGUACAGUGGAGGUUUUGGCGUGUGUGUGUGUUAUUGCCACAGUGUGUGUGUGUUAUUGCCACAGUGUGUGUGUGUGUGUCAGUGUGUGUGUGUUAUUGCCACAGUGUGUGUGUGUUGUUGCCACAGUGUGUGUGUGUUAUUGCCACAGUGUGUGUGUGUGUUAUUGCCACAGUGUGUGUGUGUGUUAUUGCCACAGUGUUUGUGUGCUAUUGCCACAGUGUGUGUGUGUUAUUGCCACAGUGUGUGUGUGUGUUAUUGCCACAGUGUGUGUGUUUUGCCACAGUGUGUGUUAUUGCCACAGUGUGUGUGUGUUAUUGCCACAGUGUGUGUGUGUGUUAUUGCCACAGUGUGUGUGUGUUACUGCCACAGUGUGUAUGUGUUAUUGCCACAGUGUGUGUGUGUUAUUGCCACAGUGUGUGUGUUAUUGGCACAGUGUGUGUGUGUUAUUGCCAUUGCCAGGGGCAUCAGGAAUGUGUAACCCCUCUUCCAUCUCCCUCCCUCCAUGCUCAGGCAUGGCCGCUGUCUGAUCAGAUGGCCGAUCAAACACUAAUCAUUCCCUCACGGCCCAUAGCGAAGUAAAGCUGUCAUUAAUUUUGCGGAAUUACGUCAAAUGUGAGGCAUUCUUUAUGUGUCCGGGAGGCCGCGAGACAGUUAUACGAUGUGGGGCUGCUGCGCUAAGCAGAUGGGGCAGCUAGGCCGUGCAUACUAAAUACCCACCCACCGUCCAUCCCCCACUCCUCCACCUCACCCCCUCUCACUCUGUUUUACUCCCUCCUUUCAGUGACUCUGUUACUUACCCUCUCCUUCACUCCCCCCUCCUCCACUCCUCAACCCCUCACCCACUCGUUUUACUCUGUUACUUACCCUCCCCCCCUCCCCCCCCCUGUUUACCCCCAUAACCUGUUCUUACCCUCUCCUUCACUCCUCCACUCCUCCACCUCACCCCCUCUCACUCUGUUUUACUCCCUCCUUUCAGUGACUCUGUUACUUACCCUCUCCUUCACUCCCCCACUCCUCCACUCCUCCACCUCACCCCCUCUCACUCUGUUUUACUCCCUCCUUUCAGUAACUCUGUUACUUACCCUCUCCUUCACUCCCCCACUCCUCCACCUCACCCCCUCACUCUGUUUUACUCCCUCCUUUCAGUAACUCUGUUACUUACCCUCUCCUUCACUCCCCCACUCCUCCACCUCACCCCCUCUCACUCUGUUUUACUCCCUCCUUUCAGUAACUCUGUUACUUACCCUCUCCUUCACUCCCCCACUCCUCCUCUCCUCCACCUCACCCCCUCUCACUCUGUUUUACUCCCUCCUUUCAGUGACUCUGUUACUUACCCUCUCCUUCACUCCCCCACUCCUCCUCUCCUCCACCUCACCCCCUCUCACUCUGUUUUACUCCCUCCUUUCAGUGACUCUGUCACUCCUCCUCUCCUCCUUUGCUCUUUUCCUUUGUCUUCUACCCUUCCAGUGCCUUUGCUCAACUCAAUUAUCAUAUAACCCUUAUCGGUUACACCCUUCCUCUCCUCCUCCUCUUCCUCCCCCUCCCCCUCCAGCCAUGGGUGGGUCUUGGAGGGCAUAGGCCCACCUACUUGGCAGCCAGGCCCACCCACUGGAGAGCCAGGCCCAACCAAUCAGAAUGAGUUUUUCCCCACAAAAGGACUUUAUUACAGACAGAAAUACUCCUCAGCAUUCAGAGAAAUACAUUUGAGAGAAAUAAGCUUUUGGUGCGUAUGGAACAUUUCUGGAAUUUUUUAUUUCGGCUCAUGAAACAUGGGACCAACAGUUUACAUGUUGCGUUCAUAUUUAUGUUUAGUGUAUAAAGGUCCCUGUGAAGGGUUUCCUUGGUAACGGAUGGGUGCUAUGGUCAAGGUACAGUUUAUAGCUACUGCAUACCUGCCAUUCCCUUUGAAUGAGACAUGUACUGUCUAUAGUGCAGUAAACUAGCACAGACCAAGACUGAACCUGAACUACAACCUGCACAUAUUUUCUAAUGUCUUGAGAUAUAUCCAAAGCCCAUCUCUUACCAGUCUGACCAGCAGUUGACAGACAGUGUAGGCUGCUACUCGACACAGAGGCCAAAAUGUAUAGUACAGCUAGGUCACAACAUCCCAGUGUUGUGAUACGUUAGCCCAUUAGAACUCUGACCAGGUUUAUGCUGCUAAAAGGAAAAUCAACACCAAGCCAUAAUUCUCUACCGGGCUUCCACACCAUUUAUUAAUAUAGAUUUUCUAAAAAAUUAAUUAAUACAGACAGAAAUUGGAGAGAGGAAUUAAGGAAGAGGGCGGAGGACAAGAGGGUGUGUCAAAGAGAGAGAGAGAGAGAGAGAGCUCUGACAGGAGAUGGCUAGCCGGGCCUGCAGUCAGAACAGAAGACUGUGAUCAGCAAGGUCCGUAACACGCUGUCCUACAACCAUUCAUCACCUGUGUGUGUGUGUGUGUGUGUGUGUGUGUGUGUGUGUGUGUGUGUGUGUGUGUGCCAGCCAACUCCACUCUGUUAAAACCAUCUUAACACUCUUUAUUGGCUACUCUUACACAGUAGACUGUCUGUCUGCAAACAAUUAACUACUUCUAAUAGCCACCUUAUUUGGAUGAGGAUCCAAAUAGGUGUAGUUCAUGGUCACAUUAGAAGCAAUAGGAGGAAAAAACGACAAGAAAGAAAUGACAAGAAACCUUCAUGAUCAGGAACUGUUCUGUAACAUGGAAAGCCAGGGGGGAGUAUUGUCUUACCUUAGCACCGCUAUCUGCACUGGUUGUUGGAGGAACUAUGGCGGAACUAUAGCAUUGUGUAGGGGUGACGUCAACUGUCAGAAGACAAUGAAAUCAGGAGACCUUUGUAUUGAUAUCAUUUGAAUGUGCCUACUGUAUUUUGUUGAAGUGUAGCUGAGUAACAUGCAAUAACUGAUCUAACAAAAGAGGAAGGGAUCAUUUGCUUUAUACAUAUCAUCAUAAUCUAGAAACAUUUCCCAUAAUUACAGCUGGUAGAAGACAAUUUCCAGUUCUGACUUACAGGAAUAGACUGUGAACCUGACAUGGUGAAGGCAUCUGUCUAGUGUUCAUCUACAGUAUAUCAACUGAGAGUGGAGGUUCUGGAGGCUUCAUACAGGUUUGGUUAAAGUACACUGCCAUCUGGUGUCCACUGAGGCAGAUUCUACCGGGACAAUGAGGGGACUACACUGCAUCAUGUUUCUCCACCCUUCUCUCAAAGUGUGCACUUGUUGCACACUUCCCAUCAUGGAUUUACAGUGCCUUGCAAAAGUAUUCAUCCCCCUCUGCAUUUUUCCAAUUUUGUUGCAUUACAUUACAUUUUUACAUUUUAGUCAUUUAGCAGACGCUCUUAUCCAGAGCGACUUGAGUACAUUCAUAAUUUUUGAUCUCAGUAUAUAUACACCUGUUCUGAAAGGCCCCAGAGUCUGCAACACCACUAAGCAAGGGGCACCACCAAGCAAGCGGCACCAUGAAGACCAAGGAGCUCUCCAAACAGGUCAAGAACAAAGUUGUGGAGAAGUACAGAUCAGGGUUGGGUUAUAAAAAAAAAUCUGAAUCUUUGAACAUCCCACAGAGCACCAUUAAAUCCAUUAUUAAAAAAUGGAAAGAAUAUGGCACUACAACAAACCUGCCAAGAGAGGGCCGCCCACAAAAACUCACGGACCAGGCAAGGAGGGCAGUCAUCAGAGAGGCAACAAAGAGACCAAAGAUAACCCUGAAGGAGCUGCAAAGCUCCACAGCAGAGAUUGGAGUAUCUGUCCAUAGGACCACUUUAAGCCGUACACUCCACAAAGCUGGGCUUUACGGAAGAGUGGCCAGAAAAAAGCCAUUGCUUAAAGGAAAAAAUAAGCAAACACGUUUGGUGGUUCGCCAAAAGGCAUGUGGGAGACCUCUCCCCAAAACAUAUGGAAGAAGGUACUCUGGUUCAGAUGACACUAGAAUUGAGCUUUUGGCCAUGGUCAACGUCAAUACGCUUGGUCUGGCGCAAACCCAACACCUUCAUCACCCAGAAACACCAUGUUUUUUAUCGGCAGGGACGGCAAAAAAAACUGGUCAAAUUGAAGGAAUGAUGGAUGGCGCUAAAUACAGGUAAAUUCUUGGGGAAACCUGUUUCAGUCUUCCAGAGAUUUGAGACUGGGACAGAGGUUCACCUUCCAGCAGGACAAUGACCCUAACCAUACUGCUAAAGCAACACUCGAGUGGUUUAAGGGGAAACAUUAAAGUCAGCAAAUGCCUAGCAGCCCUACCUAAUCCAUUGAGAAUCUGUGGUAAUAAAGAUUGCUGUACAACCAGCGGAACCCAGACUUAUAAAAUUAUAAAUCAUCCAUUUAGGACGCUUUAUAAGCGGUAUACUGCAUACAUUUUUUGUGUAUGGGGCGGAUACUACCUUAGCGUGAACCCGUGCCAACCUGAGAGUAAGGACACACUUGGAGCUGAGCAGUUUUGCCUUGAAAAUGGCAAAAAUCCCAGGCAGGGUGCCAAGCUUAUAGAGACAUACCUCAAGAGACUUGCAGCUGUAAUUGCUGAAAAAGGUGGCUCUACAAAGUAUUGACUUUGGGGGGGGGGGGGGGGGGGUGAAUAGUUAUGCAUGCUCAAGUUUUCUGUUUUUUUGUCUUAUUUCUUGUUUGUGUAACAAAACAAAAUAUGUUGCAUCUUGUGGUAGGCAUGUUGAAUAAAUCAAAUGAUACAAACCCCCAAAAAAUCCAUUUUAAUUCCAGGUUGUAAGGCAACCAAAUAGGAAAAAUGCCAAGGGGGUGAAUACUUUCGCAAGAAACUGUACCAAUGGUGGAAACACCCUCUAGCCAAUGAUUACACUAAUCCAAUGCUUUUAAAUUCAUGAGUGCACACAUUGGACUCGUUCGAGCGGAUCACUUUUGUCAAGACAUUGACCAAUGUUGGUCACCGCCUUUCAAAGUGUGUUACAUUAUGGGUAUAGAAAUUGUCCGACAUGCUGUCGACUGCAACAACCAUACUGUAUGAUCAAAGGUCAUGAACUUUUGACUGCAGUCAACUGGACAUUUCUGCAGUCGCUCCUCACCAACUGCAACUUGAAGUCAGAACCAAAGCAUUGUGGGAGACAACCUUCUUCUGUUUUUUUGGAAGCAAAAAGCACUACAUGCUCAUAAAUUGUUGAUGUCGCCACCUAUCAUUGUUUAUUAUUUACUGUUUUAGGUGGAUGACUAUUUAGAGCUUAAAUAUUAUUUAUCCUCACAUCCUUACUAUCUAAUUACAUAGACCUACAUGUGAUCCACAUUUCUAAGAUAAAUAAAUGAAAUAUCCUACUUCCAACAACAUAGCUAACGUAUUUCUCUAGAUGUUACUGUAAUGUUGUAUGCCAUGGUAUAGCCUACAAUUUUUCUUAUCUGUAAUAUUGUUGUCACCAAACAAAUUCAAAUUUGUUGGUUGUCUAUUAAGUGUGAAUAAAAUUGAAUACAUAUUGUAGGCUACAAAUGGGUAAUUGUAGGGGAUUUCUACACUGGCAAUUUUAGAGGCUUAAUCUGUGUCCGGAAAACUGGCCCUCAAGUACUCCAGACACCAGUCGUGAGUGUUUGUCCUUCAUGUGAUUGAAUCAAAUUCUGUUCUCUAUGCACUCACUACCUGGUUAUAUUUUGAAAAAAACAUCACAAAAAUACAAAACCUCGGUUCGAGCCUCGGUUUGAGACGAAUCAGGUGGAAGUGGUACUCGUUUAGCAAGCAGCGUGACGUCCGUUAUACAAGUCUGCCUAAAACAUCUCCAUUGGCUACUCUUGGUUCGCUAUUUUACAAACCUGUAUAAUUUAUAAACAUUUACCCACUCAUUACUGACACCACACAUUUACACCCAUACACACAACCGACUCACAACUACAUUGAUGCUAUAGUGAUUAUUGAUUAGAUUUAUUACUACCAUUACGCUUCUGUUCAUUGAUUAUUGAUUUUCCAUUACCAUUUGUAUCUAUCAAUUUAUCUUGCUACUGGUCACUCUUACUCCUGUUUACAUAUAUAUAUAUAUAUAUAUAUAUAUAUUAUCAUUAGUAUGUUACCAAUAAUAUUUAUAUAUUCCUGCUACCAGUCACUUUUCAGCCCUAUUUACAGGUACAGUGCAUUCGGAAAGUAUUCAGACCCCUUGACUUUUUCCACAUUUUGUUACGUUACAGCCUUAUUCUGAAAUUGAUUAAAUUAAUUUUUUUCCUCAUCAAUCUACACAUAAUACCCCAUGAUGACAAAGAGAAAACAUAAAUUUUAGCAAAUGUAUUAAAAUAAAACAUAUAUAUAUAUAUAUAUAUAUAUAUAUAUAUAUAGUGGCGGCAGGUAGCUUAGUGGUUAAGAGCGUUGUGCCAGUAACCGAAAGGUCACUAGUUCUAAUCCCCGAGCCGACUAGGUGAAAAAUCUGUCGAUGUGCCCUUGAGCAAGGCACUUAACCCUAAUUGCUCCUGUAAGUCGCUCUGGAUAAGAGCGUCUGCUAAAUGACUAAAAUGUAAAUGUAAAUAUAGUAUUCAGACCCUUUGCUAUGAGACUCGAAAUUGAGCUCAGGUGCAUCCUGUUUCCAUUGAUCAUCCUUGAGAUGUUUCUACAAAUUGACUGGAGUCCACCUGUGGUAAAAUCAGUUGAUUGGACAUGAUUUGGAAAGGUACACACCUGUCUAUAUAAGGUCCCACAGUUGACAGUGCAUGUCAGAGCAAAAACCAAGCCAUGAGGUGGAAGGAAUUGUCCAUAGAGCUCUGAGACAGGAUUGUGUCGAGGCACAGAUCUGGGGAAGGGUACCAAAAAAUGUCUGCAGCAUUGAAGGUCCCCAAGAACACAGUGGCCUCCAUCAUUCUUAAAUGGAAGAAGUUUGGAACCACCAAGACUCUUCUUAGAGCUGGCCACCUGGCCAAACUGAGCAAUCGGGGGAGAAGGGCCUUGGUCAGGGAAGUGACCAUGAACCCGAUGGUCACUCUGACAGAGCUCCAGAGUUAUUCUGUGGAGAUGGGAGAACCUUCCAGAAGGACAACAAUCUCUGCAGCACUCCACCAAUCAGGACUUUAUGGUAGAGUGGCCAGACGGAAGCCACUCCUCAGUAAAAGGCACAUGACAGCCCGCUUGGAGUUUGCCAAAAGGCACCUAAAGGACUCUCAGACCAUGAGAAACAAGAUUCUCUAGUCUGAUGAAACCAAGAUUGAAGUCUUUGGCCUGAAUGCCAAGUGUCACGUCUGGAGGAACCCUGGCACCAUCCCUACGGUGAAGCAUGGUGGUGGCAGCAUCAUGCUGUGGGGAUGUUUAUAUUAUACAUUAUUAUUAUGUAUCUUUUUUUAAAUUAUAUUUUCUAUUAGAACUUGUAUUAUUAUUGCCUUCACUGCAUUUAGUACAUUGUUGGGAAAGAGCUCUCAAGGUAAGAAUUCCACUGUACUGUUUUACAUAUGUUGCACGUGGCGAAUAAACUUUGGACAUGUCCCCCUCCACAUUCUGAAAUUGCAUUUUUGUCCCCCCCAGUUUUAUCAUUGGAAUGUGAUACAAAACAAGGCAAUGGUGUGCUUUAGGACCAUGCGGACGCCUCCGAGCGGUCGGGUAGGCUGUUUGGAGUGUUUAUCCGACUGGAUAAAAAAAUAUAUAUAUACCGUACCAGUCAAAAGUUUCGACACCUACUCAUUCAAGGGUUUUCCUUUAUUUUUACUAUUUUCUACAUUGUAGAACAAUAGUUAAGACAUCAAAACUAUGAAAUAACACAUAUGGAAUCAUGUAGUAACCAAACACGUGUUAAACAAAUCAAAAUAUAUUUUAGAUUUUAGAUUCUUCAAAUAGUCCACCCUUUGCCUUGAUGACAGCUUUGAACCCUCUUGGCAUUCUCUCAACCAGCUUCAUGAGGAAUGCUUUUCCAACAGUCUUGAAGUACUUCCCACAUAUGCUGAGCACUUGUUGGCUGCUUUUCCUUCACUCUGCGGUCCAACUCAUCCCAAACCAUCUCAAUUGGGUUGAGGUCGGGUGAUUGUGGAGGCAAGGUCAUCUGAUGCAGCACUCUAUCACUCUCCUUGGUCAAAUAGCCCUUACACAGCCCGGAGGUGUAUUUUGGGUCAUUGUCCUGUUGAAAAAUAAAUGAUAGUCCCACUAAGUGCAAACCAGAUGGAAUGGCGUAUCGCUGCAGAAUGCUGUGGUAGCCAUGCUGGUUAAGUGUGCCUUGUACUCUAAAUAAAUCAAAGACAGUGUCACCAGCAAAGCACCCCCACAACAUCACACCUCCUCCUCCAUGCUUCACGGUGGGAACCACACAUGUGGAGAUCAUCCAUUCACCUACUCUGCGUCUCACAAAGACACAGCGUUGGAACCAAACAUCUCAAAUUUGGACUCUUCAGACCAAAGGACGGAUUUCAACCGGUCUAAUGUCCAUUGCUCGUGUUUCUUGGCCCAAGCAAGUUUCUUCUUCUUUUUGGUGUCCUUUAGUAGUGGUUUAUUUGCAGCAAUUCGACCAUGAAGGCCUGAUUCACGCAGUCUCCUCUGAACAGUUGAUGUUGAGAUGUGUCUGUUACUUGAACUCUCUGAAGCAUUUAUUAACUCUAAUGAACUUAUCCUCUGCAUCAGAGCUAACUCUGGGUCUUCCUUUCCUAUGGCGGUCCUCAUGAGAGCCAGUUUCAUCAUAGCGCUUGAUGAUUUUUGCAACUACACUUGAAAAAACUUUCACAUUUCUUGAAAUGUUCCAUAUUGACUGACCUUCAUGUCUUAAAGUAAUAAUGGACUGUCAUUUCUCUUUGCUUAUUUGAGCUGUUCUUGCCAUAAUAUGGACUUGGUCUUUUACCAAAUAGGGCUAUCUUCCGUAUACCACCCCUACCUUGUCACAACACAACUGAUUGGCUCAAACGCAUUAAGAAGGAAAGAAAUUCCAAAAAAAAAAAUUUUUAACAAAGCACACCUGUUAAUUGAAAUGCAUUCCAGGUGACUUCCUCAUGAAGCUGGUUGAGAGAAUGCCAAUAGUGUGCUAAGCUGUCAUCAAGGCAAAGGGUGGCUACUUUGAAGAAUCUGAAAGCAAAAUAUGUUUUAUUGUGAAACAAACAAGAAAUAAGACAAGAAAACAGAAAACUUGAGCGUGCAUAACUAUUCUCCCCCCCCAAAGUCAAUACUUUGUAGAGCCACCUUUUUGCAGCAAUUACAGCUGCAAGUCUCUUGGGGUAUGUCUCUAUAAGCUUGGCACAUCUAGCUAAUGGGAUUUUAGCCCAUUCUUCAAGGCAAAACUGCUCCAGCUCCUUCAAGUUGGAUGGGUUCCGCUGGUGUACAGUAAUCUUUAAGUCAUACCACAGAUUCUCAAUUGGAUUGAGGUCUGGGCUUUGACUAGGUCAUUCCAAGACAUUUAAAUGUUUCCUCUUAAACCACUUGAGUGUUGCUUUAGCAGUAUGCUUAGGGUCAUUAUCCUGCUGGAAGGUGAACCUCCGUCCCAGUCUCAAAUCUCUGGAAGACUGAAACAGGUUUCCCUCAAGAAUCUCCCUGUAUUUAGAUCCAUCCAUCAUUCCUUCAAUUCCGACCAGUUUCCCAGUCCCUGCCGAUGAAAAACAUGGAUGAUGUUCUCGGGGUGAUGAGAGGUGUUGGGUUUGCGCCAGACAUAGCGUUUUCCUUGAUGGCCAGAAAGCUCAAUUUUAGUCUCAUCUGACCAGAGUUCAAAGCUUGCUUAGUGUAUAUAUUCUGACCAGAGUUCAAAGUCUCAUCUGGGAUGUUCAAAGCUUGCUUAGUGGUGUUGCAGACUCUGGGCCCUUUCAGAACAGGUGUAUAUAUUCUGAGAUCACGUGACACUUCGAUUGCACACAGGUGGACUUUACAGUUACAUUUUAGUCAUUUAGCGGACGCUCUUAUCCAGAGCAACUUACAGUUAGUGAGUGAACAUUUCCAUUACAUGAAAUCCAAAUAAGAAUCCAUUUAAAUUACAGAUUGUAAUGCAACAAAAUAGGAAAAACACCAAGGGGGAUGAAUACUUUUGCAAGGCACUGUAUAUGUCUUCGUCAUCCCUUCAACCCCCCCCCCCCCCCAACCCCCCUCCCCUCCCCGCCCACACCACACCACACUUCUAAAACCAAAAUUGCGCCCCUGGAUAAGCAUGAUAAACAUUUUGGCUAUUACAAUUUAUAAGCAUCAUAUGCUGUCAACACACGUCACCUGCCAAUGCUGCCAUGCAUGCCAUGCUCAAGUGUCACUCAGGAGUAAAUUAAGACUUCUGUUUUUCCUGGAGAUGGGCAAGUAAUUCAUAGCCUAUCAUUUUACAGGACUAAACAAGACCAUAUUGGGAGCAGGCAGCUAUGAUGAACAGUAGGCAAUUAUAGCAAUUAUACAUUUUGUUGUUGUUGCAAAUGCAAUGGAUAUGGUUUCUCGCAUCAAAAUCGCCUCCUCAUCCAGUAUUUCGCAAUUCAUAUUAAUCCCGAUGAGUUGUUUUUCUCUGCGCAUUAAUGACUUCCCGCUGUAUUCGGACCGUUUAUUCUAAGGCCAUGGCAUGACCAAUGUGAGUGCGCGCUUAUUGGAAUCGGCGAGAAAAACAUAAUGAACCAGAAGCCAUGGACUGGAAAAGCAUCAAAUUACAGUAGAACGUCAUGCACCUUCAAGCAUCUACUCUGUAUUUGGGGGUUGUAGUUUUUAUUCUAUAAUCUCUAGCUUUAGAUCUGUGCUUCAGCCAAUCAUAAAGAACAGCAGUUCCCAUAAUACAGCAAAACAAACCACAACUCUGUCAUGCCUGUGUUUAUGUUAUUGUUCUUGGUUAGUGGAACAGCUGUGCCGAAAAGUUGUGCAUCUUUAAAAUCGUUACAUCGUUUUCUGACACCGUUUUCUGCCUCCCUUUAAUCUAAUAGGGACGGCUCAAUUGGAGACCAAAAAGGCCGGAAUAAGGUACGUCUCAGUAGAAGAAACUGUCGAUUUGUAUCUGCGUAGAGUUCUCCCUCUGCAGACAAAGGAAAACGAGCUUAUUGUCUUAUUUAGUGACGCUGACGCACAAGUAUUUGUUGAUGGUGCACAAGUUUUCUUUUCUACUUCAGAUGACGGUGAGAUCGGUGAAUGGCCCGGAUGGUCCUGAUUAUUAUGGCUUUUGCGCAUGAAGAUCGCACACACCAUGCGUUUCUUUUGUACUAACUAGUCUAGGACAAUGGUUCCCAAUCUUUUUCCGUUACUUUACCACCAACUGAAUUUUGCUUUACCCGGAGUACCCCUGAAGUACCCCCUCAUGUGCAUUUCUACCAGUAGGCCUAUGAUCUCAUGAGUCUUCUCAAGUACCCCCUGUGGAUAGGCCAAGUGCCCCCAGGGAUCCUAGUACCCCUAUUUGGGAACCACUGGUCUAGUGCGUACACUGGAGGCUACAGCUGCUAGGCUACUGGGCCUUGUCUUGAACACUCACACAGUUUAUAGGUCUUUUUUGUUUGAUCUUAUAUAGUAAAAUAAGUCGUUUUUUUUAUCACAGAUUGUAUUGUUUGUGGACUUUUGUUAAUUUCUAACAAAAUAAACAUAACAUAAACAUUCAUUAAUGCUCUCGUCAGGUGGAAUAAUGGCAGCAGGUUGUUUUUGUUGUGCUUAUUAAUGGGUUGUACAUGUCUUAUAAAGGUGGUAUUACCUAAUACACAGUCAAAUAAAAUCAAAUGUUAUUGGUCCUGUACACAUAUUUUUCAGAUGUUGUUGCGGGUGUAGCGAAAUGCUUAUGUUGCUAGCUCCAACAGUGCAGUAAUACCUAACAAUACAAAAUAAUACACGCAAAUCCAAAAAUAAAAAUAAAGGAAUUAAGAAAAAUAGAAAUAUUAGAACGAGCAAUGUCAGAGUCAGGAAUAUGAAUAUAUAUAUGUAUAUGAUGGUGUGCAUAGACAUAUAAAUAGUCUGUGACAGUGUUGUUGCCAUUUGGCAGAGUGUCUGUGUGUGUGUGUGUGUUGUCAUGUAGUAGAGAUAGGGGAUCAUGGUAGUUAUGGGCCACACUGUCAUCAAGGUGUUAGUAUCCCAGGGGGCUGGGGGUGUCAGGGGCUAGGGGGUGUCCUUCCCCCAUGCCUCUCCAUGCCCUCCAUAUGCUCAUGAAAGAGAUCCACUUACACUGAACAAACACUCCCAGAGUAGACCUCUCUUUCUCUCAGCCGUUUCUUUCACAGCAGUCACCUCUCACCUACUUCUCCAUGUGCUCCUCUGAACAGGUCCUUGAGUUCCAGACAAAAAUAUAUUGUAUGUCAAAUAUGAGAAAUGAUUUGAGGAUGCCUGACUGUAUUUUUCCUCCCUUUACCAUGCAUCCCCACAGGUGUUCGCCAGUCUACCUGUGUUACUGUGUUGCCAUGGAGAAGGUUUGGAGGGUGGAGUUUAGGAACGUGGGUAGUAGCUACUUCCCUCAGAGCCGCGUGGAGUGCCAUUACAGCAUCAGCUCACAACAUACCUGGGCCAGCCAUGACUGGGUCGGACUCUUCAAGGUAAAGUUAACCUGAUCAAGUUAACCGGAUAACUAAAAACCCAGUGUGAGGAGUGGCAGACUCUGUUGAGUGUAAAUAAAGUGGAAUGCAAAACUAUUCUCGAUGUAUUAAUAACCAGAAUUGUUGUGUGUUUACGUGUGUCUCCCUGUCUAUCUCCCUCUCCACUUGUCGGUCUCUCUCUCUCUUCUUCUCUCUCUGCUGACUACCUCAGGUGGGAUGGUCGUCAGAGAAGGACUACCACACCUUUGUCUGGGCCCUGGCCCCGGCAGGCUACCAGGAGGGCACAGAUGUCAACUGCUGUGUCCAUUUCCAGGGUACUACUCUCUUUUCAAACCCUUCCUCUAAUUCUGACAGUGUGCCUGGUCAACAUGAAUACUCUGUUCAAAGACUAUAGCAUACAUAAAUCCAGUAAAUUACAGGUUUAGGGUACUAAGUAAUGAAAUAAAGAUAGAUAUCCACACUUAAUAAAAGUGUGAGAGCGUUCAACAGUGUGUUGGUAUAUAUCUGUAUUUCACAACGUUCAUACUCUGCCAAGGUCUGUAAGGAAAAGCUCGAACUUUGGAUUGGCCUGUUAGAGGGUACUGUAGGCUUGUGAAUUAGAAAGCAGAAGACUCAUGUAAAUUUUGGUGUUUUCAAGAGGGGGAUGAUAUAGAAUCAGAUGACCAAGAACUCUUCCCAAAAUUUGUGAUCUCUUCUCCUCUCAUCUCUACUGUUUCUCUCCUCAUUCUCUCUCCUCGUCUCUCUUCUCUUUCCGCUCCUCUCUCCAGCUCCCGGUCUUGCUCUCUCCACUGUCGAUUCUAAACAGUCUUGUCGAGGCUGAAAAUUUCCUAGAGAAGAGGACUUGAUAUAGAGGAGAGGAGCGAACAUUGUCGACGACUCUUACGAUCAAUGUACCAAGCUAGAUUCCCCGUCGUCCCUCUUUCCUCAGUGAAGUUAAAUCAUCUUUGUCCGACUCUAUCAUUCACAUGUAAUGAGCUUUGUAAGGAUUAAGGACAAUGUUACAGUAGACAGACAUGCUGAAUAACAACCUACAUUACAGAGUUCAGGGUGAAUAUUAUGGUGUGACAAGUGUCCCCGUCACAGUAUUUACAACUUAUGCUGUGACAAGUGUCCUCACAGUAUUUUACAGACUUUAUACUGUGACAAGUGUCCUCACAGUAGUUUUACAGACUUUAUGCUGUGACAAGUGUCCUCACAGUAGUUUACGGACUUUAUGCUGUGACAAGUGUCCUCACAGUAGUUUCACCAGACUUUAUGCUGUGACAAGUGUCCUCACAGUAGUUUACAGACUUUUGCUGUGACAAGUGUCCUCACAGUAGUUUACAGACUUUAUGACUGUGACAAGUGUCCUCACAGUAGUUUACAGGACUUUAUGCUGUGACAAGUGUCCUCACAGUAGUUUUACAGACUUUAUGCUGUGACAAGUGUCCUCACAGUAGUUUACGACUUUAUGCUGUGACAAGUGUCCUCACAGUAGUUUACAGACUUUAUGCUGUGACAAGUGUCCUCACAGUAGUUUACGACUUUAUGCUGUGACAAGUGUCUUCACAGUAGUUUACAGACUUUAUGCUGUGACAAGUGUCUUCACAGUAGUUUACGGACUUUAUGCUGUGACAAGUGUCCUCACAGUAGUUUACAGACUUUAUGCUGUGACAAGUGUCCUCACAGUAGUUUACAGACUUUAUGCUGUGACAAGUGUCCUCACAGUAGCUUACAGACUUUAUGCUGUGAAAAGUGUCCUCACAGUAGUUUACGGACUUUAUGCUGUGACAAGUGUUUUCACAGUAGUUUACAGACUUUAUGCUGUGACAAGUGUCCUCACAGUAGUUUACAGACUUUAUGCUGUGACAAGUGUCCUCACAGUAGUUUACAGACUUUAUGCUGUGACAAGUGUCCUCACAGUAGUUUACAGACUUUAUGCUGUGACAAGUGUCCUCACAGUAGUUUACAGACUUUAUGCUGUGAAAAGUGUCUUCACAGUAGUUUACGGACUUUAUGCUGUGACAAGUGUCCUCACAGUAGUUUACAGACUUUAUGCUGUGACAAGUGUCCUCACAGUAGUUUACAGACUUUAUGCUGUGACAAGUGUCCUCACAGUAUCUUACAGACUUUAUGCUGUGAAAAGUGUCCUCACAGUAGUUUACAGACUUCAUGCUGUGACAAGUGUCCUCACAGUAGUUUACAGACUUUAUGCUGUGACAAGUGUCCUCACGGUAGUUUACAGACUUUAUGCUGUGACAAGUGUCCUCACAGUAGCUUACAGACUUUAUGCUGUGAAAAGUGUCCUCACAGUAGUUUACAGACUUCAUGCUGUGACAAGUGUCCUCACAGUAGUUUACAGACUUUAUGCUGUGACAAGUGUCCUCUGUCCUCUCAGUGACAGUGCUAGCUGAGGUGAUAAAUCUGACCGGCUAACUACAGAAAGCCAGGCAGAGGAGAGCAGGUGUGUCAUUGAGUUGUGCCAGGGAGAUGAACAGUUAUCAACACUGUCAUUUAUCAUUACAUUUACAUUUACAUUUACGUCAUUUAGCAGACGCUCUUAUCCAGAGCGACUUACAAAUUGGUGCAUUCACCCUAUAGCCAGUGGGAUAACCACUUUAGAAAAAAAAAAAUGGGGGGGGGGGGGGGGGGGGGGGGGCCUAGAAGGAUUACUUUAUCCUAUCCCAGGUAUUCUUUAAAGAGGUGGGGUUUCAAAUGUCUCCCCGGAAGGUGGUGAGUGACUCCGCUGUCCUGGCGUCGUGAGGGAGCUUGUUCCACCAUUGGGGUGCCAGAGCAGCGAACAGUUUUGACUGGGCUGAGCGGGAACUAUGCUUCCGCAGAGGAAGGGGAGCCAGCAGGCCAGAGGUGGAUGAACACAAUGCCCUCGUUUGGGUGUAGGGACUGAUCAGAGCCUGAAGGUACGGAGGUGCCGUUCCCCUCACAGCUCCAUAGGCAAGCACCAUGGUCUUGUAACAGAUGCGAGCUUCAACUGGAAGCCAGUGGAGUGUGCGGAGGAGCGGGGUGACGUGAGAGAACUUGGGAAGGUUGAACACCAGACGGGCUGCGGCAUUCUGGAUGAGUUGUAGGGGUUUAAUGGCACAGGCAGGGAGCCCAGCCAACAGCGAGUUGCAGUAAUCCAGACGGGAGAUGACAAGUGCCUGGAUUAGGACCUGUGCCGCUUCCUGUGUAAGGCAGGGUCGUACUCUCCGAAUGUUGUAGAGCAUGAACCUGCAGGAUCGGGUCACCGCCUUGAUGUUAGCGGAGAACGACAGGGUGUUGUCCAGGGUCACGCCAAGGCUCUUCGCACUCUGGGAGGAGGACACAACGGAGUUGUCAACCGUGAUGGCGAGAUCAUGGAACGGGCAGUCCUUCCCCGUUAUCAGAAGGGGGAAAGGAGAAGAUUAGUUGUGUAUCGUCAGCGUAGCAAUGAUAGGAGAGGCCAUGUGAGGAUAUGACAGAGCCAAGUGACUUGGUGUAUAGCGAGAAUAGGAGAGGGCCUAGAACUGAGCCCUGGGGGACACCAGUGGUGAGAGCACGUGGUGCGGAGACAGCUUCUCGCCACGCCACUUGGUAGGAGCGACCGGUCAGGUAGGACGCAAUCCAAGAGUGAGCCGCGCCGGAGAUGCCCAGCUCGGAGAGGGUGGAGAGGAAGAUCUGAUGGUUCACAGUAUCAAAGGCAGCAGACAUGUCUAGAAGGACAAGAGCAGAGGAGAGAGAGUUAGCUUUAGCAGUGCGGAGAGCCUCCGUGACACAGAGAAGAGCAGUCUCAGUUGAAUGACCAGUCCUGAAACCUGACUGGUUUGGAUCAAGAAGGUCAUUCUGAGAGAGAUAGCAAGAGAGUUGGCUAAAUCAUCUGUGGUAAGUACUGAAGCUACAGAGUAAAUGCAGAAGCCAGGCAUUUGAUGUAGUCAAAGCACAUUCAGGAUUAUACCCACUUGUGAAAGUGGAGGUUGGUUAUCCGUAGUGCACAUCAUCAUGACCACAAAUCCAUUUAUUGCAGUAUAAGCAUGUAAACAUCUAGUUAAAUAAUCCACUGACCAUUUCCCCCCUCCCUCCCUCCCCCUCCCUCCCUCCCUCCCUCCCUCCCUCCCUCCUCCCUCCCUCCCUCCCUCCCUCCCUCCCUCCCUCCCUCCCUCUUGCAGCUUCCUACCUGCCCAAGCCCAGUUCCCAACAGUACCAGUUUGUGUAUGUGGAUGGGAAGGGGGAGGUGUGCUCUGCCAGCCCCCAGUUUACCUUCAGUGACCCCAAGCCACUGGAAGACCUGGUCACCCUGGAGGAAGGAGCCCACGGAGAGGAGGGAGGGACUGACAUGCUGCUGGUCGUACCCAGGGCUGAGCUACUGCAGGUGGGCAGAGAGGAGGGGGGGGGGAAGGGUUAAGGAAGAGGGGAGGGGGAAGAGAGGAGGAGAGGAGGGAGGAACAGAUGCUGCAGGUUGUACCCAGGGCUGAACUACUGCAGGUGGGCAGAGAGGAAGACUGAGCAGAUGGGAGAGGGAGGAAAGUAAAGGGAAGUACAUAUUUCCAUCUUUCACUUAUAGAGAGAGUGAAUGAAAUUGGAUGUGAAUGAAAGUGGAUGAAAUGUAUAAACAGAGGUGGUAAUCAAUACACUGUUCCAAAGAGAUGGAAGAUGGAGAUAGAGAUUGAUCAGGUUUUAGGGGGACUCAUUUUCUUUCUCUUUCUCUCUCUCGAUCAGAGUCGCCUGCAAGAGUGUCUGCGUGAGCGGGCCGAACUGCUCCAUGCGCGGGAGGCGGCAGAAAGGAUGAAGCAGAGAGAGAAGGAGAUGUACGGGAGGGCGAGAGAGGCUUGGGACAGAGGACGUGAGGAGCUGGAGAGGAACAUCUCUGAGCUGAAGGAAGAGCUGCGAGAGAGCAGAGACAGGAUGGAAGAGAUGGAGAGGAGGAAGGAGGUAAUGUAACAUUACAAGACGGGGUUAAUGUCCGUGCCAAGGUGAUUUGAUUAUGUCCAAGUAGCCCCAGUGUCUCUGUAAAAUGCGAUUUGACGUAGAAAGACAAGAUCACAACCCCAGAUGUAAAUUAUCUUGUUAUGUUAAAUGUCAAAACAGCAUGAGUUCAUUUACAGGUCAAAUGUGCUUUAUCAUCUACAAGGAGGCUCAUGAUACCAUACUUUAUAGAAUAUAUAGAUUCUAUAAAUCUAUCUCUUUCUCUCUCUCUCUCUCUCUCUCUCUCUCUCUCUCUCUGUCUCUCUCUUCUGCCCUCCCUCCCUCCCCCUCUCUCUCCCCCAUCACAGGAGGUGGAGGCGUCGGGGGAGGCCUUAACUCAGGAGAAGAGUUCCAUACUGGCCAAGAAAGCAGCCAGCGAACAGCGAAUCAGAGAGCUGGAAGAUGACAUUAAAGCUCUGACACUAAAGGCUGUGGAACGAGAGACUGAGCUGGAGAGGUCAGAGACGUCCGGAAAGCGAAUCUCGCUCUCUCUUCGCCCUCUCUCUCUCCUCUCUCUCUCACCCUCUCUCUUCUUCUCUUCUAUCUCUCUCUCUCUAUCUCUCUCUCUCUCUCUCUCUCUCUCUCUCUCUCUCUGUCUCUCUCUCUCUCUCUCUCUCUCCCCAUCCAUAUCUCCCUCAAUCUCUUAUCUUUCCUGUUAUUCUUAAACUAUUUUCUGGUUAAUGCUAACCCUGUCUCUGUGUGUAGGAUGAAGGAGAGGGCCAAGAAGCAAGCAGUUCAAAUGAUGGAGGAGGAGAAAGAGAGGAAAGUUCUGCAGGUACAGAUUUGGAUUUAUUUAGUGCUUUUCAAAUUGUUUUCCGCUAACAACGUGUAGCAUCCUACCUGGGUGAAGCACAGCAGCCAUUUUGUGCCCAACACUAGCCACACAUCAUGUCUGAUCCCAAACUCCUUAUGCUCCGCUUCUUCCUCUCUCCCUGUGUCUUCCUCAGCUCAAGCUGGAGCAGACCGAGGGGGAACUGCGGAGUCUGUCUGCUGAGUUCCAGGGUCUGAGGAGCUCCCUGGCCCAGAGAGACACACAUGCCCUGCAGCUACGGGACACCAUCACCACCCUCACACACAGACUCAACAUGGCACAGAGGAAAGAGGUGAGCAUGGCACCACCCUUACACACCAUCACCACCCUCACACACAGGCUGAAUACAGCACGGAGCAAAGAGGCGAGCCUGGCACCACCCAGAGAGGGAUGAGGACAGUUAAUAAAAGGAUGGAAGGGAUUGGGAGGGGAAAGAACAAAAGACAAUGCAACAGGAAAAUGGCUGUCACUUGUCCUAACCAAUCAUCUAACAAAAACCAUGCUAUUGAGGUUAUUUUAGCGACCAUUGCAAACUUUGCUGGCUGGAAAAAUAGGGAUGGGAAGUUAGAUAGGGAGUGGCAGGGUUGAUCAAAGACAAUGCAACAGGAAAGUACCCAAUGUCCCAUGGCCUCACCAGUCAUCUAACAAAACCAUGCUAUUGUUGUUGAACUAUCAUGGCGUCCCACUCUCACCCUCCUCUCAUCUUUCCUAUCAGGCGGAGAGCAAGGCCGCCCUGGCUGAGAUGUGGGGCCUGCGGGAGCGUCAGGGGGCCAGCGAGCGUUGUGCUGAGGGCCUGAAGGAAGAGCUGUGUGCCCUGGUGGCUCAGAGGGACCAGGGUCAGACAGAGCUGCACCAGGCCAGGCUCCAGGCAGCACAGCUCACCCUGCAGCUAGCUGACUCCAGCCUGACCCUGAGGGAGGGCAGAGCACACUGGGCCCAGGAGAGACAGAGCCUGCAGCGCUGUACUUCGGUAGGACACACCACCACAGACAGUAAUAAUCAUAUGGAUGGACCUAAUCAUAUGAAUUGGAUUUCUCAAGUAGUCAAAUCAUUUCACUGUGAUAGUGACUCUCCAUUGAGGUAGGCCAACCUCUACAGUACUCUCACUCACAACCAUAUAGUACUAAUAUACUCAACUCAGAUUUUAACUAAGAGGUUGCAUUACUAUUUUGGAAAUGAUGCUUGUGUAAGGUCUCCUCUUUCUGUUCCACUAUGUAAGAUAGCUGCAACACCUCACAUCCUCUAGAUAAAUAAUUUCCUGUUCGACCUUGAAUGCAAGUAGCAGAAUGUCCUAGCAGCAAAACAUAUCAACAUUCUUUUGAUGUGAGAUGACUGUGUGGUAGCAGCAAAACAUAUCAACAUUCUUUUGAUGUGAGAUGACUGUGUGGUAGCCUAGCGGCAGGUAGCCUAGCAGUUAAGAGCGUUGGGCCAGUUACCGAAAGGUCGCUGGUUUGAAUUCCUGAGCCUACUAGGUGAAAAAUCUGCCGAUGUGCCCUUGAGCAAGGCACUGAACCCUAAUUGCUCCUGUAAGUCGCUCUGGAUAAGAGCGUCUGCUAAAUUACUAAAUGUUUAUGGUGUGUGUGUGUCCACCUGGUAGAAGGACAGAGAGCGUCUGGAGAAGCUGAAUGGAGAGAUGCAACGGAUGGAGGAGAAGCUUCAGGAGGAGAGGAUGGAGAGAGAGAAGGUGGAAGUGGAGCUGGGAAGAGAGAAGGACUGUAAUCGGGUAAAGAUCAACACAUACUCUACCACAUGUAAAUCAACAUUUCCAGAUAUGACUAGAGACAACAACAAACGUGUAAAUCAAAAUCAACUCUCUAUACACACACUCAAUGUCCUCCAUUGUAAUGAAAACCAUUCAGCUUUGUUGGUCCUGUAUAGCUCAGUUGGUAGAGCAUGGCGCUUGCAACGCCAGGAUUGGGGGUUCGAUUCCGAUAAAAGAGUCCGCUAAAUGGCAUAUUUUAUAUUAUUAUAUAUCUGUGUCAACAUGCUGAAACCUAUUCAAACUGAAAAACGAGUGUCUUUGAUUACUUGUGAUGUGCUGUGCUGCUGGUCAGGCUGUGUAUAGCAGUAUACAACUCCUUCUUUUCAUUACUGCCCCCUGCAGGUGCAGCUGAGUGAGACACGCAGGGAGCUCCAGGAGCUGAAGGCUAGUCUGAGGGUUGUCCAGAAGGAGAAGGAACAGCUGCUGCUGGAGAAACAGGCAAGACCCCUUCUCUACACCUGUCCACCUCUUCCACCACCAUUACCCCUCUCCCACUGUCCACAUACAUGCACAUUUCUGAAUCAACUGCUAUCCCCUACCCACUUCGCCAGACGCUCUCUGUUCUUCUGCCAUGGGGAGACACAUAAAACACACACAGCAGACUUUUUGGAGUGUAAAAUAUGUUCACAAUUAAAAUUCAUAUUUUCCCUAACCCUAAACCUAACCCAAACCCUAACCCUUAACCUUAACCCCAAAAACCCUAACCCUAAACUUAACCCUAAACCUAACCCUAACCCCAAAACCCUAAACCUAACCCUUAAGUUUAAAAUACCAUUUGAACAAAUUCAGGACCUGAAAAAAGUCCUGACCUUUCAAAACAGUUCUUGUUUUCCUACCCUUUCAGGACAUUAAGGUGAAAUUUUAGGACAUUGGGGUCCUGAUAAAGUAGGAAAACUAGUGCACACACACAGACACACACACAAACACACAAAAAUAUACGCACACACACAAAUACACACACACACACACACACACACACACACACACACACAGAUAAUGAUUCCUAUGUGUCUAGAGCUGUAGAGACUAGGGGUUAAUAUGGGGUUGAUACAUAGUUGUCUUGGGAUAACAGUUGUGUGUGUAUAGAUGAGUCUCUGACGUCCCUGCUGUCCUCUGUACAGGACCUGAUGGAGUACAUGCGUCAGGUGGAACAGAGGAUGGAGGCUGUGGCAGACGCCAAGUGGAGCGCUGCAAUGUUCGCCCCCACCAGUGAGCAGACACACCCACACUAAAACAUUGUGGACCCACCCUAACACUGAGCUGUUUGGACAGCAAUACAGCAGUGCUUACAACAAGAGAUUCUAUUUCUACACCGAAUAGUAUCUGAGAUGUCUUGAACCAAUCAUGAGGUAGAUACGUAGAUGGAGACUACAGCCAGGAGUUUUUCCCCAUCAGGGAGAACUCCUGACCUUUGUCGUGCUCUGUUGUUUUCCACUGUGUGUGUCUGACAGGUCUCCCUGAUAGUCCUCUGUCUGACUCUGAGGAUGAGAACCCUGAGGCCCUGCAGCCCCCCCGCCAGCCCUCCAGGCAGCCUCCGCUGUCCUCUUUGUCCUCCCGCCCUCUGGCCCACUACAGCCUGUGUGACCCCCAGGCCCAGCCUGACUCCCUGCUCCCCUCCACCCCCCCUUCCUCCCCCAGGGAUAUGUCACGGUCCCUCUCCCGAGGGGGCGUAGUGAUCAGCCAGCCCGCCCCCCUGUCGUUGCCAAGGCAAUCAGGAGAUACCCUGACACACAGCUCUGAGUCGGUAAGAGGCGUUAUCAGAUGCUCUUACACGCACGCACACACACACACACACACAGUCAUACUGGGCUCAUUUCCUGUACAAUUAGCAUGGCUGUUUCCUAAGGCUGAUAGCCUGGUGAUAACAUGACUUAUCUUCUUAUGAUUGUGACUCAUUUGGUUAAGUCAUUAUCAUGUGAAGGUAAUUAGGCCUGCCUGUGCACUGGCUUAUUACACUAUUAUGUCUUAUUACACUAUUAUGUCUUAUUACACUAUUAUGCUUAUUACACUAUUAUGGCUUAUUACACUAUUAUGGCUUAUUACACUAUUAUGUCUUAUUACACUAUUAUGGCUUAUUACACUAUUAUGGCUUAUUACACUAUUAUGGCUUAUUACACUAUUAUGGCUUAUUACACUAUUAUGGCUUAUUACACUAUUAUGGAUUAUUACACUAUUAUGGCUUAUUACACUAUUAUGGCUUAUUACACUAUUAUGGCUUAUUACACUAUUAUGGCUUAUUACACUAUUAUGGCUUAUUACACUAUUAUGGCUUAUUACACUAUUAUGGAUGAUUACACUAUUAUGGCUUAUUACUGGACGUGUGUAUGAUUACUACAUGUGUUCCUCACUGCUCUCUCUCUCUCUCUCUCUCUAUUUCUGCAUGUGUAUGUGUGUGUGUGUGUGUGUGUGUGCAGGAGGAGGAGGGUGACACAGCCCUAUGUGGAGGACACAGCUCUGGAGAGGAGACAGCUCUGCUGCUGCCUGAGACCACAGUCCUCAGGUAACACACACACUGUCAUUCUCCACACACACACACACACACACACACUGUCCUGUCAUUGUCUUCACACACACACACACAGGCACACACAGGGUUGUUAUUUACGAUGAUAGGCUGAGUAUGGCUCUCAGAGAUGGAAGUUUUCAAUAUCAGGUCGUAAAAGACGUUGAGUGAGGGUGAGGAGAAAGAGAUGGUGUAAGACAGUGUAAGGCACGGUGAGUGACGCAGGGAGGGAGUGAGGGAAGGAUGGGGAGAGGUAGGGAGGGAGGGAGGGGAAGAGGGAGGACAAGGGGACAGAUUCGUUGACAGCAGGCUGUAGCAAUGAUUUGCCUACAGGCUAGUACCGCAGUCACGGGCCAAUUUUCAGCAUCAUUAAAGCACUCUCUCUCCCACCUUUUCACUCUAUAUUUCUCCCUCCCUCGUUCUCUCACCUCUUUUUUUCUCAUACGCAUUCCUUUUCUACAGUUGUGCUGUGCCCUGA